AUUGGUCAAUUUCUUAAGGCUUAGAGCUUAAAUUCUUAUUGUAGACUCCGCUUACUAAGUAACGUGAUUUAACUUUUUCGAAUAAAAAUCUUAAACUGCAAUGGCUAAAGCAUUAACUCUGCUGAGAACAAUACGAAAUAAUUGGAAGAAAUCGUUGUUCGGAACUGCAGCUUUUUCGUAUGGAAUUUUAUAUGGCAAAGAAGUAUACGAAACAGAACAAUUAAUGCAACAGUAUUGCAAAGAAGCAGCAAGGUAUGGAGAUGCACCUUGUCCUACAAAUGUUAAACCUCGUCAUGUAGCUGUUAUUCUAAAUCCAGCAGCUAAGAAAAGGAAAGCAAAGAAGCUGUUUGAUAAAUACUGUGUGCCUUUGUUACACUUGGCUGGUAUCGCAGUAACCAUCAUAGAUAUACAAUCUGGCAGUCAUGCGCGUAAUACCAUAAUCAAUUUAGAAACACCCAUGGAUGCUAUUAUUGUAGCUGGUGGAGAUGGCACUUUAUCAGAUGUAGUCACUGGCUUAAUAAGAAAGUAUGAGGGUAAUUUACAAUCUGUUAAGCAGUGCCCUAUCGGCAUUCUGCCAUUGGGAAACACAAACACAAUUGCGAGUAGAUUUUUUCGAGAAUACACAGACUUAUCUGAUAUACGUCAUAUUAUUGAUGCGACAAUGGCAAUAGUAAAGAAUAAACUUAAAUUAAUAGACGCACUUGAGAUCAAGGUACUAGAAGACGAUUCAGAGAAACCUAUAAAACCGAUUUAUGCCGUGGGAGGCAUCAAAUGGGGAGCAUGGAGCGACACGCACGCACGCAUCGACAAGUAUUGGUACUGGAGUUACUUGCGCAAAUACGCAGCUUAUGUGUUCAAUGGUUACAAAUCGGACCUAAAUUGGAAAUGUAAUAUGACACUGAAGUACACCAAUCCUUGCAAAGGAUGUUCCCACUGUUAUUCCAAAGAAAUAUUUUCUGAUCAAUCUGCAAAUUCGAACAGGAGAUGGUGGCAUGCAUUUUUACCAAAGACACGACAGUUUAUAUCUGAUAAUCACAUCGAUUAUAGUAAAGUGAUAAACGAAGAUUGUGCUAUUUUCCAUGAAUUGUCCAUUUCGACAACCGAAUUACACAUAAAAACAGAAAAUGUAAAUAGCAGAUCGGUACCUUCGUUAGAAGUUUCUCUAGGUCCAGAUAAUGUUGGCUACAUUUCAUUUGUAAAGGAAGGAUGGAAACAGGAAAAAUAUGACGAGCCGCCGGUAAAUCCAGUAUUGGAUGCAAAAUACAUUGAAUUAUAUCCCAAACAAAAGGACAAAAAUCGGACGUUUUACAUCGACCAUGAAGAAUACGAUUUGAAGCCAAUUCAAAUUAGGUUACUUCCACAAUCUAUAACAAUGUUUUGUCCCGAAAAUAGUAAAGACGAAUAAAAAGAAACAAAUGAA
Messenger RNA from Dinoponera quadriceps, 1420 nucleotides. RefSeq names its product acylglycerol kinase, mitochondrial (gene Mulk). Gene Ontology annotation, cellular component: TIM22 mitochondrial import inner membrane insertion complex; mitochondrion. Bases 101 to 1405 code for a protein of 434 amino acids. Gene Ontology annotation, molecular function: ceramide kinase activity; ATP-dependent diacylglycerol kinase activity; acylglycerol kinase activity. The transcript has 8 exons. The record is from RefSeq and is a predicted model, not a curated record. Gene Ontology annotation, biological process: protein insertion into mitochondrial inner membrane; ceramide biosynthetic process. Lineage: Eukaryota; Metazoa; Arthropoda; Insecta; Hymenoptera; Formicidae.